GACGAUAAUCAAUAACAUGAUUGUAAAUAAAUAAUCACCGUUAUUUAUUUAACUGAAGUUAUAUAUUUAUUCCCGUCAUGAAGUCAAGAUUAAUGACCAUCAUUAUUUAUUACCCUGUCAUCCAUUUCCAUCCAUGAAUAUCCAUGAAUUUGAGCAAAAUUACUAAUUGAAAUCUAUCCCAAAUCUGAUUAAUCGACGUAUUCAGAGUACAUCUCGUGACAUCUAUGUGCAGAAUAUUACUAUAUGGGAGUUUGGGAGUUCAUGAUUUGAAUCAAAGACAUCAUGCUUCUUAGAAACAGAAGUAUAAAAUUCGAUCGGUUUUUGCGUGUGGAUCAGAAGCUUAACAUUCUCUGGCUUCAUUCUUCCUCAGAGACUGAAAUUGAAAGAAUUACAAGAAUAAUUAACGACCAUCCAUUUCCUGAUAAGCCAUUGCAUCCUACUCUUCGCUCUCUGAUUCCACCGACUGCAUUGUCGACCCAUUUCGUGCAAAAUGUUCUUGGAAGAUUGUUUGCUGCGCACUCAAACGGCCUCAAAGCGUAUGAGUUCUUUCAAUAUUCCCUUCUCAGUAACCAGUACGUUCCAAGUUCAGAUGCUUUUGAGAAGACUCUCCACAUACUGACACGAAUGCGAUACUUUGACAAAGCCUGGGAAUUAAUGGAAAGAAUCAAGCAGACUCACCAUUCCUUGCUCACUCCAAAGUCAAUGAGCAUCAUGUUAUCGAGAAUUGCUAAAUUCCAAUCCUAUGAAGACACUCUGGAAGCAUUUGGAAAGAUGGAGAAAGAGAUAUUUUCAGGGAGCAAAUUUGGCACGGAUGAGUUCAAUGUACUGCUUCGAGCAUUUUGCACACAGCGGCAGAUGAAAGAAGCGAGAUCUGUCUUCAACAAGCUGCAUUCUCGAUUUUCUCCCAACACCAAGACUAUGAAUAUUUUGCUUUUGGGGUUCAAGGAAUCAGGUGAUGUUACUGCAAUAGAGCUGUUUUAUCAUGAGAUGGUUCGAAGAGGUUUUAAGCCUAACAAUGUCACUUAUAAUAUUAGAAUUGAUGCUUACUGCAAGAAAAGAUGUUUUGGUGAUGCUAUGAGACUUUUUGAAGAAAUGGAACGUGUAAACUGCUUCCCUACAGUAGAAACAAUUACCACUCUGAUUCAUGGAGCAGGGAUGGCUCGAAAUAUUUCCAAAGCUAAACAAUUGUUCAAUGAAAUUUCAACGAGAGGUUUGAAGCCAGAUACUGGGGCUUAUAAUGCCCUUUUGAGUUCUAUUGUCAGAUCCAGGGAUAUGAGUUCAGCAGCAGCCUUAUUUGAAAAGAUGGAAAAGAAUAAUAUUGAGCAUGAUAAUGUCACUUACCAUACUAUGUUUUUGGGAUUAAUUAGAUCAAAGGGGAUUGAUGGUGUCUCUGAACUCUAUCAAAGGAUGAUUGAGAAGAAUUUUUUGCCCAUGACACGGACGGUUGUGAUGCUAAUGAAGUUCUUCUGUGAGAGCCGAAGAGUCGAUUUGGGUUUGGAUUUGUGGAGGUACUUGAUGAAGAAAGGGCACUGUCCACACAGUCAUGCCCUGGACCUCCUGGUCACGGGUUUAUGUUCCCGUGGGAGAGUUCAAGAAGCAUUUGAGUGCUCUAAGCAAAUGCUAGAGAGAGGCCGUCAUAUGAGUGAGCUAGCGUUUCAGAUGUUAGAGAGGUUUCUAGUUCAGAUGGGAGAGUUGGACCAAUUGCGGGAGCUAGAGCACAUGACAAAGAAGUUAAAAAUAUUGUUGCCUCCUUCCAAAGAGUGCACUAUCACUAUGUAGGUUUCUUACCAUUUGCAAUACGGCUAGGCCUCCGGUUCUUGCUUCUUUCUUUUCUUCCUAGGCGACUUCCUGCAAGGCAAUAGCGUUCGAUUAAGGCUUCAAUCACAGGUAAGAUGCAACUGUAAUUUGUUGUAUUAAUUCAUGAACAGAUAAAUCCCUCCAGGGCUUCUCUAGUCGACCUUUCUGAUUACAUUGAAAUGAACAUAUUGCAUCCGGGAUUCUUUUAAGUUAGUUCAAUGUUAUUUCCAUCUUUUUUUAUCA
Messenger RNA from Olea europaea var. sylvestris, 2040 nucleotides. RefSeq names its product pentatricopeptide repeat-containing protein At3g61360. The record is from RefSeq and is a predicted model, not a curated record. Gene Ontology annotation, molecular function: protein binding. The transcript has 2 exons. Bases 283 to 1779 code for a protein of 498 amino acids. NCBI's taxonomy places the organism in Eukaryota, Viridiplantae, Streptophyta, Magnoliopsida, Lamiales, Oleaceae.